Messenger RNA from Cimex lectularius (bed bug), 1997 nucleotides. RefSeq names its product tRNA-dihydrouridine(20) synthase [NAD(P)+]-like (gene Dus2). Gene Ontology annotation, molecular function: tRNA dihydrouridine synthase activity; flavin adenine dinucleotide binding; tRNA binding. The coding region runs from base 586 to 1965 and encodes 459 amino acids. Gene Ontology annotation, cellular component: cytoplasm. Gene Ontology annotation, biological process: tRNA dihydrouridine synthesis. The record is from RefSeq and is a predicted model, not a curated record. The transcript has 6 exons. NCBI's taxonomy places the organism in Eukaryota, Metazoa, Arthropoda, Insecta, Hemiptera, Cimicidae.
AAUGCUGCUUUAAGAAGGUAAAGCUGCUCUCUAACAAUCUCAAGAACUUGGUAUUUCUCGUCUUGGGGAUAGGGAUAAAAGAGGCGGCCACAAGGCCUUCUGCACCUCGACCUGAGUAGAUCUAUUGUGUUUUCCUGUUUUUUAUAACUCACUGGGCAGCUUCAGGUUGUUAAUCAACCUUACGGCUUUUCCUGUCCCAGUUGCAAGAACUUGAACCUACGUAGACUUUCACAAAAACAUAAAAUGUGUUGUGCGGUCUCCACCUCUUCCCGACAUUAUCUGCAUAGUGUUUCUUCUUUCUACUCUCUUAUCCGGUACUUGUGCUUUCUUAAGUGACACUACCCAUGCCAGGGUUUGAUAGUGAUGCUGACUUCCGCCAGGGCCUCCAUGCAGGUCCAAACCCUUUUUGUCUUCACCUUGCAUGAUACUUGGGGAGGGUUUAUCAUUGUUGACACUCGUGUCAAAUGGGACACUUAUUGUCACGUUGUACAAAGUUUUGUUCAUUUCGUGCCUCUAUUUUUUCGUCCCAAGUCAAAAAUGCUUCCAUUCACUUGAUAGGGAUGUAUCAUCAUUAUCUGGGAUGAAAUGUCCCUUAUGAAUGACUCAAUAAAUAUCAGUAUCAUGGCAGCGAAAAAUUCUGAUAUGUAUAAAGGCAAAAUCAUACUGGCUCCAAUGGUGCGCAUAGGUACACUUCCAAUGAGGCUACUUGCUUUGGAGUUCGGCGCCGAUCUAGUUUACAGUGAGGAACUGAUUGACUGGAAAAUACUCAGAUCAAAACGAAUAUUUAACAAGGCUUUGAAUACAGUUGACUUCAUCGAUGAAACUGAUGGGACGGUUGUAUUUAGAACUUGCGGUAAAGAAAGUGGCAAAAACAUUCUUCAAAUAGGAACAUGCAAUCCUGAAAGAGCCCUACAAGCUGCAAAACUAAUGGAGGAUGACAUAGCAGGUGUUGAUAUUAACAUGGGUUGCCCAAAAGAAUUUUCGAUAAAAGGUGGAAUGGGCGCAGCUCUCUUAUCUCAACCUGAAAAGGCCAAAGCGAUUCUUAGAACGUUGACUUCUAACUUAAAGAUCCCCGUUACUUGUAAAGUACGUGUACAGGAGGAUGAAGAGAGCACAAUAGAUUUUUGCAAGGAACUUGAGAGUUGUGGGAUAUCGGCGAUCGCAGUCCACGGUAGAACAAAACAUGAAAGGCCUCAACAUCAAAAUAGAAAUCAACUUCUCAAAAAGAUUUCACAAAGUCUCUCCAUUCCUGUUAUAGCAAAUGGAGGUUCAAAAGAAAUAGAAAAAUACGAGGAUAUCAACAAAUUUAAGAAAGAUACAGGCUGUAGCAGUGUUAUGUUAGCAAGGGCAGCUGAGUGGAAUGUCUCAAUUUUUGAUAAAAACGGGAAACUCCAGAUAGAUAAAAUCAUUGUCAAGUAUUUAAAACUCGCCAUUACUUAUGAUAAUUCUCCUUCAAAUACCAAAUACUGCAUUCAGAACAUGCUAAGAGAAUUGCAGGAAACAGAAUUGGGGAAAAAGUUCCUCGAAGCACAAACUUUGCAACAAAUGAGUGUAUUGUGGAGUCUUGAAGAGUUCUAUAAAGAAAUGGUAGAACAACAAGAACAAAACGGUUUAAUCGGAAGGCGGGAUGUUCAACCAGUUGGCCACAAAAAGAUAUGUCUGGAUUCUGAUGUGACAGCUAUGGAAUGUGUCUUUAUCCGAAAUCUUUACCCAUCUGACCCUGAUUUACCAAAAACUAGAUUACUUAUGUGGACUAAAUCAAACGGUUUGAAAAUACCACAGUACCAAACUAUACAAGUGGAUAAACUCUUCCGAUCAACUGUGACUGUCCAUGGAUUGCGGUACACAUCUACAUUUUGGGAGAAAAACAAAAGAUGGGCAGAACAAGGGGCAGCGAUAGUUUGUCUGUGCAGUAUUGGUAUAUUAGAUAAAAAGUUUCUUAAGGAAAACGGGGUAUUGAGAUAAAAACUUACAAUUGUUUAAAUUAAAAAGUAUGU